AUAGGGGUUGAAAUAGUCCUAAAAUGACGUCAUCAUCGAACACCUGGCUGACCUCAUUUCACAAGGGUGUCAAUGACCUUGUACUGAGCUGACCUUGGGAUAAACCACUUUCCCAGGGGUAUUUUUAGACUCAAGUGGACAAUAUAAGGCCCUCGAACAGUCCCCAUGUCAUUCAGACUUCAAUCGCCAGAGAGAACUCACGCAUGCUCUUGACUCUAUUGGUUCUGGUAGCCGUUUACCUCGAAGAUAGAAAAUGGAAGCCGCUCACCGUGAUAUCCUGAGGAGGAAUCGUUGUGGUCUAGUGCAAGCUAUACAGUGUGUAGAAGAGGUGGUGGACAAACUGGUACAGUUUGAAGUCCUUACCAUCCUCAUGAAGGCAGAGAUUAUCGAAAAACCACGGACGUCCUUCGAUCGGGUCAGAGAACUGCUGUCCAUGUUACCUAGACGGGGACCCCAAGCUUACUCUCUCUUCUGCAAAGUGUUGAUGGAAUGUAGGGAGACACAAGCCAUGGCAUUGUUGGGGCUAGAGACUGACAAGACAGAACUACAGGAUCCCCGUUGUCAUUUACAUCUGGGGGACAACGUCUUUGUGACGGCCAAGACAUGGGAUGGUGUACUGAACAUUCAUGUGAGGAAGUACGAAGUGUACCCGACUGGCAAGGCCUACCCAACCAAGCGAGGCAUCGUGCUUACCUUGAAACACUGGUUAGAAAUACCAAGUGUAUUUAUACAGUUGAUGGAAGCUGUCGGUGAAGGAAGAAAUCAAGCCUAUGUUCACAUAGGGGUUAACGUGUAUGCCAGUUUGGAUCCAAAUGGUAGCGUGGAUCUACGACAGUGGGAGAAAAAUGAACAACUGGGAGUGGUACCUACGGCUAAGGGUAUCAUGUUGUCCCCAGACCAGUGGAAGAAAUUGAGAGACUGUUAUGAUGUCAUGCCAGACUUUGUGCCAGAACUAAAGGACAUGGUUCCCUGUAUGACACAAGAAGAUCACCAGAAUCAAAUGGGAUACCUCCAGUGUUCCUUCUGCAACCCUAAUGACUAUGAAUGUUGGAGUAACUGACUAUUCUUCUAUGGUUACAAGUCACCAUUCAGCAACUUUUAUCCAGCUGUGUUUACUUUGGAUGGUGUUACAUUUAUUUGUGUGGAACAGUGUUACAUGUACUCUAAAGCAUUGUACUUUGGAGAUUUGGACAGGGCAACAUGUAUUUUCCAAGAGACUUCGCCAGCAAAGCAAAAGCAUCUUGGGAGAUGUGUGAAAGGCUUCACCCAGAAGGCGUGGGACACUGUCUGUCUUAAUGUGAUGACUAAGGCUGUAAUGGCUAAAUUUUCUCAGAACAGUGACUUGAAACACGUAUUGAUUCAAUCCUACCCUAAGCGGUUAGCUGAAGCCAGCCCCUUUGAUAAAAGAUGGGGCAUAGGAAUUGAUGUAUCCCAUCCUGAUAUUGACAAACCCUGGAAAUGGCCGGGGGAAAACAAGUUGGGAAAAACGUUAAUGCACGUCCGUGAAAAGUUGUUGCUGUUGUAAAUGUUGUUCUUCAUGUAAAUAAAAUUCUUGUA
Haliotis rubra (blacklip abalone) is the source of this 1557-nucleotide messenger RNA. RefSeq lists its product as uncharacterized. Gene Ontology annotation, biological process: regulation of DNA-templated transcription; regulation of apoptotic process. The coding region runs from base 254 to 1060 and encodes 268 amino acids. The record is from RefSeq and is a predicted model, not a curated record. Gene Ontology annotation, molecular function: protease binding; DNA binding; death domain binding. The transcript has a single exon. NCBI's taxonomy places the organism in Eukaryota, Metazoa, Mollusca, Gastropoda, Lepetellida, Haliotidae.